Drosophila pseudoobscura is the source of this 1576-nucleotide messenger RNA. RefSeq lists its product as uncharacterized. Gene Ontology annotation, molecular function: nucleic acid binding; zinc ion binding. The transcript has 2 exons. The record is from RefSeq and is a predicted model, not a curated record. NCBI's taxonomy places the organism in Eukaryota, Metazoa, Arthropoda, Insecta, Diptera, Drosophilidae. The coding region runs from base 126 to 1259 and encodes 377 amino acids.
AGACGUGAAAUAAAGAAGAGAAUAAAAGUAAAAUAAGAACCGCGCCACAACUUCAGAAGUGGGAUACGCAAUCCAAAGCUACUUUAAAAACGCCUACAGUUAUUCAAAUUUUAAUCAAAGUCAGUAUGAACCCCGCUGCCAUUGAGAAGCAGCAGCUUUUGAACUGGAUGGACGGGCAAGGAAUUGCGCACUCGAGCAAUGCAACUUUGCGGCAGCUGCAGAAACUCGCGUACGAGAAUGGUUAUGUCCCUGAUCGUCCAACCAGCCCUGUAGUUCAGACCAAAUUUAACGCUUCAUCCGACAACGACCCUGACAUUCCGGCCGACCCUAAUUUGGAAAACGACGCCGACACGCUGACGCCGGUGGUCGGCAAGGCACGCAUACCAGAAGAAGAAGAGUUAGAUGCCGCCAUUAGAAUAUUACAAAAAAGGGCUUUGCUCACAAAACUAAUGGCGGAGAGCAGCAGCGUCAAAGAAGUGAUCCGUGCAAUGGUCCCAUUCUCGAAUCCGAGGGACCAAGACGCUGGAUUGUGGAUUAUGAAAUUAGAGCGUGCUUGUUCUGCUGUUGAUGAAAGUGACGCCUACAAGCUACGAUGCGCACGCUUAUUAAUGGCACCAAAUUCAGAGGCAGACACAUUUAUGCGGCUUGACACUUCAGAAAAUUAUGAUCAAUUUAAAACCAACUUUCUGAAAACAUUUGACAAGGCAUGUUCGACAACCGAAUUAGUGAUGCAACUUCAGAAAACUUUCUACAUUCCGGCAAAAACAUCCGUUAUGGGGUACAUUUUGCAGAUGCAAGAGUUGGCGUUGCGUGCAAGUGUAUGUGAGAUUGAAGCAGUCCACUUUAUCAUCGACGGUUUCCGUGACACGUCGCCAGCCUUUGCCUUGCUGUAUGGAGCGAAGACCUUCAAUGAGCUUAAGGAAUUAUCUCAUCGAUAUGCAGACUUAAGAGCAAAAAACAAACCAAAGUGGAACUCAUCGACUAUCUCUUCAGCUUUAACUUCAGCUUCAGCACAAUCUUCAUUAACAUCGAAUGGUGAGAUGCGAUGCUACAAUUGUUCGUUGUUUGGACACUACGCUUCAGAUUGCAAGGCUCCCAAACGUGCGAAGGGGUCCUGCAUCCGUUGCGGCUCUCUCAGCCACACUAUAAAGACGUGUCCGGAGCAAAAGUACACCAAAUCAGCAAUGGAACCGAAAACUCCCAGAUAUGAAGACAGCGACGAAUACCCAUUUGUUCCGAUAUUUGACCAGCGCCGUUAAUAUUGUGAGAGCUUCAACAUUACGAUUCCAAAACAUCAAAAAAUACACUCUUUUACCAUCAAACCUACGUAGCGUCAACGGCUCACAUCUUUUCACUUACGGAAAAAUUUAAUUACACGUAACCUAUCAUGACAUUGAAAAUAUGAUUUUGUUUUACAUUAUGCCAGAUGAAUACAUGUCAGAAGAUUUGCUAUUGGGUAGACCUUUUUUGAAGAAGUAUAAGUUAAAAUUAUCAUUUUAUGAACAUCAUAAGCCCGAGACAAAUAAAAUUGAAAAUUUAAGUUUCAAAUUAAGUGAGAAAAAAACCAUUUCGCCCA